CUUAGCCCCCAGACCUAUCGCCCCCGGCAGCUCGGCAUUCUCGAGAACGUUCAGUCGGGGACGGGCACUUGGUUCCUUGGCCACCCGAGCUUCAAGCGAUGGCUUUAUGGCGACGUGGAAGUGCUUUGGUGCCCGGGAAUAUCCGGAGCCGGCAAGACAUGUCUGAUGUCACUAGUGAUCGAUCACCUGGAGCGGCAGAACGCGGCUCCUGGCAAUGUCUGGGCUUACAUCUACUGCGACUACAGUCGGAGGCAAGAGCAGGCCCCAGCUGCGUUACUCUCGAGCAUGCUCCAGCAGGUUGUACAACGCCGUACAACCAAAGCCUUACCUGCUGAAGUGCUUUCACUGCAUCAGGGACACAAGAAGCACGGCACCCGCCCGACUCUAGCCCAGGUCACCGCGACACUUCGAGCCCUGACAGCGCCCCUGGCCACAUUCCAUGUCGUUGUUGAUGCCCUGGACGAGUGUACUGAAUCCGAGGAAGAUGCUCUCCGCUUCAUCUCUGCGGUUCGGUCGCUGGGCUCGAGCGUCAAGCUCCUCUGCACUUCCCGCUUCUCUUCUAUUUUCGGGAACUAUUUCGACAGCGCAGUGAAACUCGAAAUAUCAGCCCAGAGCGGAGACAUCGGGAUCUUCCUCGAGUCUCAACUACAGGCUCGCACCGUACUCAUGUCAAUCGUGACUCCCUCGGCAGCUCAACAUCCCUGUUCCGCACAUAUCUUGCCGCCAAUAACCAACACGCACUUUCCUCGGUCCUAUCACAGAACCAGAAGUUUGAAAGGUGGGAUAAAAAAGGAAUUUCGGCAUAUAAGCGAAGUUCGUCAGAGCGCUUGCGUAAAGGUGCCGAGAUUAAACGCCUGA
Molecule: messenger RNA, 858 nt
Organism: Chaetomium strumarium
Lineage: Eukaryota; Fungi; Ascomycota; Sordariomycetes; Sordariales; Chaetomiaceae
Exons: 3
Source: RefSeq, a predicted model, not a curated record